AUAUCCACUGAUUAUAAGUACUCGAUUUAAUAUUCCAUUCUUGCUGGAUAAAUGCGGUCGCGGUCAUAAUGAUAAAGGUGAAGUGUAUGAAGUGGAUGAAGAAAUGUUGAAAAAAUUAGAUGAAUUAGAAGAGUAUCCAGAAUAUUACGAUCGUGAAAUACAAGAUAUAAGAAUGGAAAAAAAGGAUGAGGUUGAGAAGUGCUGGUUAUAUUUAAUGAGAAACUGCCCGGACCACUUAUUGCAAAAACCAUUGCUCAAUUCCUACCACAGUAGCCCAGAAUUUCCUUAUAAACCAAGGUCUGAGCGCGAUUCAAAUAUAAAUAUUAAAGACGAAAUGAUUUAAUGAUAAAAAAAAGAU
This is a messenger RNA of Glossina fuscipes, 358 nucleotides long. Its product is annotated as putative gamma-glutamylcyclotransferase CG2811. Lineage: Eukaryota; Metazoa; Arthropoda; Insecta; Diptera; Glossinidae. The record is from RefSeq and is a predicted model, not a curated record. Gene Ontology annotation, molecular function: gamma-glutamylaminecyclotransferase activity. The annotation marks the transcript as partial. The transcript is spliced from 2 exons.